AUUUCACCUUCGAUCAUCGAUAUGGAAAUCUUUGGUCAAUUAUUAGAAAUGGACGAUGAAGAAGAUCGCGAAUUUAGCAAAGAAAUCGUUUGGAAUUAUUUCGAUCAAGCAGAAACUACUUUUCAAAAAAUGGAUGAUGCUUUGGAAAAGAAAGAUUUACCUGAACUUUCCACUUUAGGUCACUUUUUAAAAGGAAGUUCAGCAGCCGUUGGUGUGAUCAAAGUGAGGGAUAGCUGUGAAUAUAUGCAACAUUAUGGAAAAAAGGCAGACAAGGAUGGAAUCACUGAAUUAAGCGAAGCAGAAGCAUUGGAAAAGAUUAGGACAACGUUGAGAGAUGUCAAAGUGGAGUACAAAGAAGCAGAAAAGGCUCUAAGACAAAUCUAUUCGGAUGCAUCAGAUUAA
This is a messenger RNA of Meira miltonrushii, 402 nucleotides long. RefSeq names its product histidine-phosphotransfer domain, HPT domain-containing protein. Gene Ontology annotation, molecular function: protein histidine kinase binding; histidine phosphotransfer kinase activity. The record is from RefSeq and is a predicted model, not a curated record. Gene Ontology annotation, cellular component: nucleus; cytoplasm. NCBI's taxonomy places the organism in Eukaryota, Fungi, Basidiomycota, Exobasidiomycetes, Exobasidiales, Brachybasidiaceae. Gene Ontology annotation, biological process: phosphorylation; phosphorelay signal transduction system. The transcript has a single exon. The annotation marks the transcript as partial.